This is a messenger RNA of Mycetomoellerius zeteki, 2303 nucleotides long. It is a transcript of the gene Gat-a, whose product is annotated as GABA neurotransmitter transporter-1A. Gene Ontology annotation, molecular function: gamma-aminobutyric acid:sodium:chloride symporter activity. The transcript has 9 exons. Gene Ontology annotation, biological process: amino acid transport; nitrogen compound transport; sodium ion transmembrane transport. The record is from RefSeq and is a predicted model, not a curated record. The coding region runs from base 459 to 2303 and encodes 614 amino acids. NCBI's taxonomy places the organism in Eukaryota, Metazoa, Arthropoda, Insecta, Hymenoptera, Formicidae. Gene Ontology annotation, cellular component: neuron projection; plasma membrane.
UUUUGAUUUCGGGAUCGAUCAGGCCACUUGUUAUGGAGAACUGAAAAUUAAUUUAGCGAUUUGAUCAACUCAAGUUCCAUCGAUUACCGAAGAUUUUCAUCGUCAAAGUUGCAUGGACGAUACAAUACUACUACUCCGGCGGCGAGUAAAAAAAUAUAUUUCGUGCGUCUAUCAAGAGUGCCCAGGAAGUGCAGUGUGUAAAAACAAAUCAGACUUAUUCUGCUCGUCGACAUUAAGGUAAAACCAAACUAUUUUGCAGUGAUUCAUUCGCGACUAUCUCCAGGAUAGAGAGGUUCACUGAAGGUUCCAUCACCGGAUUUAAAAAGAUAUUGUGUUAUGUCUCCUUAUCAUCUUCGCAUUUGAAACGACACUGAUACACUCGAUAAUCAACCGGAGUGCAUACACGAGCAGAGAAUAUCGAGAGAACACUGAGUGUGCUCAUCACGAAAGCUUUAAUCAUGACAGAAGCAUCACGGGAUCCUGAAGUGGCUGAUUCAGAAAACACUGACAACGGCAGGACAACGUUAAAUCUAACUUGUUCAACAUCCAACAAGAAACCUCUUCCAGAUCGUGGAACAUGGAGCACCAAGCUGGAUUUUAUCCUCAGUGUGGUUGGCCUGGCAAUCGGUCUUGGUAAUGUCUGGCGAUUUCCAUACCUAUGCUAUAAAAACGGCGGUGGUGCUUUCCUAAUACCCUACUUCUUGACACUGUUUCUGGCCGGUAUACCCAUGUUUUUCAUGGAAUUGGCUCUCGGGCAAAUGCUCACGGUAGGCGGCCUCGGAGUUUUCAAAAUAGCGCCACUCUUUAAGGGCAUCGGUUACGCCGCCGCUGUCAUGUCCUGUUGGAUGAAUGUCUAUUACAUCGUUAUUCUAGCCUGGGCGAUUUUUUAUUUUUUCAUGUCAAUGCGCAGUGAAUUGCCUUGGGGAAGCUGUAACAAUGAUUGGAACACCAAGAAUUGCGUGAAUCCUUACGACAGAAGCUCGUUGUUUUGCUGGAGCGAGAUCUCGGCGAGGAACGGUAGCAUCGUCAAGAUGUGCACACUCAAUCAUAUUAAUGUGACAGUAUCGGAGCUUACGGAUCCUGUGAAGGAGUUUUGGGAACGUCGAGCUUUACAAAUCAGUGGUGGUAUUGAGUCCGUGGGCAAUAUUCGAUGGGAAUUGGCGGGGACAUUGUUAUUGGUGUGGAUAAUUUGCUAUUUUUGCAUCUGGAAGGGUGUCAAGUGGACUGGCAAAGUUGUCUAUUUUACAUCUCUCUUUCCAUAUGUGUUGCUCACUGUUCUUCUGAUCCGUGGUAUUACACUACCCGGCGCUAUGGAAGGCAUUCGAUUUUAUAUUAGUCCAAACUUGUCUAAGCUACGGGAAUCCGAGGUAUGGAUCGAUGCAGUGACACAAAUCUUUUUUUCGUACGGUCUCGGACUCGGUACCCUGGUAGCUCUCGGUAGUUACAACAAAUUCACCAACAACGUUUACAAGGACGCUCUAAUCGUUUGCUCGGUUAACUCUUCCACUAGCAUGUUCGCGGGUUUUGUGAUAUUCUCGGUGGUUGGUUUUAUGGCGCACGAGCAGCAGAAACCGGUUGCCGAAGUAGCCGCUUCCGGACCAGGAUUGGCCUUCUUGGCUUAUCCAUCGGCUGUUCUUCAACUGCCGGGUGCUCCACUUUGGUCAUGCCUAUUUUUCUUCAUGCUGCUGCUUAUUGGACUUGACUCCCAGUUCUGCACAAUGGAAGGCUUCGUUACGGCUAUGGUGGACGAAUGGCCGCAGCUGUUACGACGUCGCAAGGAGUUGUUUAUCGCCAUCGUGUGCGCCCUGUCCUAUGUCAUCGGAUUGUCAUGUAUUUCUCAAGGUGGCAUGUACGUUUUCCAAAUCCUUGAUUCGUACGCUGUCUCCGGCUUCUGCUUACUCUUUCUUAUAUUUUUCGAGUGCAUAUCAAUCAGUUGGGCGUUUGGCGUAAAUCGAUUUUAUGACGCCCUUCGCGAUAUGAUCGGAUACUAUCCCCUUAUGUGGUGGAAAUUUUGCUGGGUAGUGACUACCCCGAUGAUUUGCGUUGGGGUAUUUGUCUUCAAUCUGGUUCAGUGGACACCUAUAAAGUAUUUAGAUUAUGAAUACCCGUGGUGGUCGCAUGUGUUAGGUUGGUUUACAGCGCUAUCUUCCAUGCUAUGCAUACCUGGAUAUAUGGUUUAUGCCUGGAUGACUACAACAGGCGAUAAUAGGACAAAAUACAAAUUGUUAAUUCAGAUAGAGGAUGACGUUGCGACUCUACGAACAAAGAUGGGUCAACCACCAGUCGAGCUAACGCCCCUAUAA